Molecule: messenger RNA, 2504 nt
Organism: Bradysia coprophila
Lineage: Eukaryota; Metazoa; Arthropoda; Insecta; Diptera; Sciaridae
Biological process (GO): arabinan catabolic process; xylan catabolic process
Molecular function (GO): alpha-L-arabinofuranosidase activity; xylan 1,4-beta-xylosidase activity
Source: RefSeq, a predicted model, not a curated record
AGAUCAUUUUCAACCGCAUGAAAGCUGUCGAAAUCUCACAAUGCAAGAUUUCACGAACUUUUCUUUCUCAGUCAGCAAAAUGAAUCGAAAGAAGUUGGUUGUGUUAGCUUUUGUGUUAGCGACGGUAGUUAUAGUGGCAGUGAUAGUAGUAGUGAUAGUGUUAGUAAAUCGUACUACGGAACAAACUGAUACUAAUACCACCUGCGACCGACCACGGAAUUCACCGCUACCAUUCUGUAAUUCAAACUUAUCAAUCGAUACACGCGUCCACGAUUUAGUUAGUCGACUAACAAUACAGUAGAAAAUCGGCUUACUCAACAAUCGAGCCGCUGGUGCAUCUGAGAAUGUAGAAUUGGAUAUUUACAAUUGGUCGAAUGAAGCACUUCACGGUCUCGUGUUUAAUUAUGAAUAUGUUGGGACUGCUUUCCGACCUCCUACAGAAUAUGCCACUGUUUUCCCACAAAUUAUCAGCCUUUGUGCUUCAUUUGAUAGGGAUUUAUUUUACAUGAUGGCUGAUGCUAUUGGAAAUGAAGCUAGAGCCUUUUACAACGUCGGCAAUACUGGAUUGACUUUCUGGAGUCCGAAUAUAAAUAUCUACCGAGAUCCGAGAUGGGGAAGAGGUCACGAAACUCCUGGUGAAGAUCCUUUUUUAAAUGCAGAGUAUGCACGCAUGUUUGUUAAAGGACUUCAAGGAGAUGAACAAAGAGUUGGAUUCCUGAAGUCAUCAGCUUGUUGUAAGCAUUUUGCUGCACAUAGCAUCGAGGAAGACAGAAAUUCCUUUAAUGCCGUCGUUAAUAAACAAGAUAUGGCUGAUACAUACUUGCCAGCAUUCAAAGCAUGUGUUGAGAACAAUGUUUCUUCAAUUAUGACAGCAUACAGUGCAAUCAAUGGCAUACCAGCUACCGCCCAUAAGUUUUAUAUAACCGACGUGAUCAGAGCACAAUGGGGUUUCGAUGGAUAUAUCGUGUCUGACUGUGGUGCUGUGGAUGACGUCUUUUUUAAUCAUAAGUACAAAGACACUGAGUCCGAAACUUGUCAUGCAGUUCUUGAUGCAGGUGUAGAUAUUGAAUGUGGUCCAUUCUUCAGAACAUAUCUGCAAGGAGCAGUUAGUGAAGGACUGGUCACAGAAACAAUGGUGAAUACAGCUUUGGAACGAGGAUUACGAGUCCUGAUGCGCUUAGGAUACUUUGAGAGAUACGAUGAACGGCCAUACAAAGAAUUUCUACCAGAAGAUGCUGACAGCGAGUCUCAUAAACAGUUGGCAUUAGAAGCUGCUAGACAAAGUAUCGUGCUAUUAAAGAAUGAUCCGGAUGAGAUGAUGGGAAAUCUUCCACUACUGCCAUUGAAUCAACAAGACUUUGGAAUGAGUCGAGCUUCGUUGGCUUUAAUUGGACCACAUCUGAAUGCGAGUGAGGUGUUCCUUGGCAAUUACCAUGGAAUUCCAUCGUCAAUCAAAGAGCCACUGGAUGAGAUACAACGUUAUGUGCCAGAUUUAAAAUGGGAACUUGGCUGUGAUGUUGAUUCAUUUGAUCGUUCUCGUCUAAAUCAAGCAGAAGAGCUGGCACGUACAUCAUCCCAAGUUGUCCUCUUUGUUGGUAUUAAUUCAGAGAUUGAAGCUGAAGAUGGAUUUGGAGCUGGAGAUCGUGUUAACAUCUCUCUGACGGGAUUACAGCCUGAGUUAAUUCGUCGGGUCCUGAAUUCGGCACAACAACCUGUUAUUCUGUUUGUAGUUUCUGGUGGAGUUAUCGAUUUGUCUGAAUAUAAAAAUGAUCCACGCGUUGGCGCUAUUGUUUGGAGUGGAUAUAUUGGUCAGUCUGGCGGUGAAGCCAUAGCUGAUAUACUCUUUGGGAAUUACAAUCCUUCAGGGCGUUUAACACAAACAUUUUACGACAGUUCAUAUCUAGAACAAGUUACCAAACAAGAUAUGAAUAUGAGACCAGUAAAUGGAUCUCCUGGACGUACUUAUCGUUUCUACACUGGCGAACCGGUUUAUCCUUUCGGCUAUGGACUAUCUUAUACUAUUUUCCAGUAUGCAUUCUCAUCAGAAAAUGACGAAAUUGAAAUGUCACAGUUCGCGAAUGAUUGUUUAGAUGUUGGCUUAGAUGUUCAAAAUGUUGGACAACGAUCUGGUGAUCAUUCAAUUUUAUGGUUUGUGAUACCACCACAUGCAGGACUAAUAGGACGACCAAUUAAAAACUUAGUGGAGUUUAAGAAGCUUCAUAAUGUACUACCUUCCGAAUCCAGACAAAUUAAGAUUUGCUUACGUAGCAGUAUGUUCCAACUAGCCAAUGAACAAGGUGACUUUGAAGUUAUUCUGGGUGAAUGGACAUUGAUUGUUGGAGAUCAAAUUAGAAGGAUUGUUGUUACCUAGUUCAUAUAGUUUAGAUGGAAGUUAGUUUAAACAACGAAAGUAAUAGAAUUAUUAGUCACGCAUAUACUGUAUUAUAAGUGCGUCUUUUGUGAAAGGUCAUUUUCAACAGCAAUGAAAUUUCUAGUUUCUUAAA